AUGACAAAAACAGUAUUAGUCCCAAUAGCACAGUCAUCUGAAGAGAUGGAAGCAAUCAUUAUUGUAGAUUGUCUUAGAAGGGCUGGUGUAACUGUCACACUUGCAACAGUCCAUGAAUACUCUUUGGAGAUAACUGCAUCAAGAGGUGUAAAGAUUAUAGCAGAUGCAUUCAUAAAAGAUGUUGAUCAAGAAUCAUUUGAUGCUAUUAUUCUUCCAGGUGGUAUGCCAGGUGCUACCCAUCUUUCCAAUUGUCAGAUACUCAUUGAUUUACUAAAGAAACAAAAGGAAUCUGGUAAGUUGUAUGGAGCGAUAUGUGCAGCUCCAGCUGUUGUUUUGGCCAAACAUGGUUUGUUGGAUGGUAAACAAUCUUUCACUUGCUAUCCCAAUCCAACACACUCUGAUCUUCUAGGAGCAGGUUAUCAAAACAAAUCGGUCGUUGUCGAUGGAAAUCUCAUUACAUCACAAGGUCCUGGAACUACUUUUGACUUUGCCCUAACUAUCAUCCAUCAACUAUUGGGUCAAGAGAAAAGAGAUGAAAUAUGUAAAUCUUUAAUUUAUUCUUCUCCAUCUUGUUGUCAAUAA
Molecule: messenger RNA, 582 nt
Organism: Cavenderia fasciculata
Lineage: Eukaryota; Evosea; Eumycetozoa; Acytosteliales; Cavenderiaceae
Product: DJ-1/ThiJ/PfpI family protein
Exons: 2
Coding region: 1-582 (193 amino acids)
Biological process (GO): protein deglycation, glyoxal removal; guanine deglycation, glyoxal removal
Cellular component (GO): cytosol; nucleus
Molecular function (GO): protein deglycase activity
Source: RefSeq, a predicted model, not a curated record